AUGGAAUAUUGUUUAAAAGACUUCGUACCUUCAUUUCCUCCCUAUCCGCCAAUGGAAUAUUGUUUAAAAGACUUUGUGCCCUCAUUUCCUCCCUAUCUUCCAACGGAAUAUUUUUUAUCAAUAAAAAGAAAUGGUGGUUGUAAAAGUAAAGCUCCGAAUGCAUUUCUAAUAUUUCGAGCAUGUAUUACAGCAGAAAUGAAAGAUUUAAAUCUACAAAUAGGUGACGCUUGUAACAUUUCUCGUUUUGCCAGCAAUCAUUGGAAAAUAUUACCAAUGUAUCAAAAAGAUGCCUACAAAAAGAUUUCGUCCGAAUUAAAAGAGAUUUUUCUAUAUAAACUUCCUAAAGUUCAGUAUGAACGUUUUUCAGAGAAGGAAGUCGAGCUUAACUCAACCUCUAGAGACCAGUUUAGAAACUAUCACGGGGAAGAAGGCAAGCUUACUCUGAUUACUAACGAUCAACCUGAAAACGUUUACGAGAAGGAAAACGAGCUCAACCUAAACUCUAAUAUUUGGUUUUCCCUGUAA
Messenger RNA from Ambispora leptoticha, 525 nucleotides. NCBI's taxonomy places the organism in Eukaryota, Fungi, Glomeromycota, Glomeromycetes, Archaeosporales, Ambisporaceae. The record is from the annotation of a GenBank genome assembly.